Messenger RNA from Cajanus cajan (pigeon pea), 1627 nucleotides. NCBI's taxonomy places the organism in Eukaryota, Viridiplantae, Streptophyta, Magnoliopsida, Fabales, Fabaceae. The record is from RefSeq and is a predicted model, not a curated record.
CGUUCGAGUUCCAAAGAGCGAACGAGCGAGUUCCUCCUACUGAAGCGAGAAAAAUCGAUACUGAGAGCGAUCGCAAUUCGCAAUGUUGCGACACUUGGGUUUCCACGCGCCGCGUUUGGCCUUCAACUUCAAGCCGAGGUUAGUUGACGGUUGCAACGGCCAAUCGUUAAUCACGCGCGCAUUCUCCGCCGUCGUGUCGCCGCCGUCGAAGGCGAUCGUGUACGAGGCGCACGGGGCGCCGGACGCGGUGGCGAAGCUGGUGGAGAUUCCGGCGGUGGAAGUGAAAGAAAAUGAGGUGUGUGUGAAGAUGCUAGCAGCUCCUAUCAACCCCUCCGAUAUCAACAGAAUACAGGGCGUUUAUCCGGUGCGGCCAGAACCACCGGCAGUGGGUGGAUACGAAGGCGUUGGAGAGGUUCAUUCUGUUGGCUCCUCAGUUAGCUCUCUCUCUCCCGGUGACUGGGUUAUUCCAUCGCCUCCCUCUUUCGGGACGUGGCAGACGUACAUUGUGAAGGAUGAGAAUGUUUGGCACAAGAUAGACAAGGGUGUGCCAAUGGAAUAUGCUGCCACUAUUACUGUAAAUCCCUUGACUGCACUUCUCAUGCUUGAACACUGUAUUACUUUGAACUCAGGAGAUGCUAUUGUGCAAAAUGGGGCUACCAGCAUGGUUGGGCAGUGUGUCAUUCAACUUGCGAAGUCUCGUGGCAUUCAUAGUGUUAAUAUUAUAAGGGACAGGCCCGGGGUUGAUGAAGUAAAAGAAAGGCUUAAGGAUAUGGGUGCUGAUAAAGUUUUCACUGAGAAUGAAUUGGAAGUGAAGAAUAUCAAGAGUCUCCUGGGUGGUAUACCUGAACCUGCACUGGGAUUUAACUGUGUUGGUGGCAAUGCUGCUUCUCUAGUACUCAAAUUUUUGAGACAAGGAGGAACUAUGGUGACUUAUGGUGGAAUGUCUAAAAAACCUGUCACUGUGUCAACAUCAUCUUUCAUAUUUAAGGAUCUUUCCUUGAGGGGAUUCUGGUUGCAGAAGUGGUUGAGCACAGAUAAAGCUGAAGAGAGCAGAGGAAUGAUAGACAGGCUUUUGAGACUUGUACAAGAAGGGAAGUUAAAAUACAAGAUGGAAUUGGCUCCCUUUGACGAUUUCAAUACAGCAUUGGAUAAAGCUCUGGGAAAACUUGGGAGCCAACCUAAGCAAGGAUUUGCCAUCUAAAGCAGACGGGAUCUAUGAAGCGCUUUCCUUUGCCAAUAUGUAAUCCACGGCUUCUUCUACAGUGUCAACCACCUGCAAAAGCGACGUUGUAUUAUGAAUUUAUAAUCACAAGUUUUUUACUUCAGAAUGUCAACCACUAGGUAUUUCCUGGGUUACAACUCCCAACAAAUUUCAAAUUACCGUUUGGACAAUUAAAUCCGUGCUGCAUUAUAAUCGUGAGCACAUUCCUUUAAAAACAAGAUACUCUUCAUUGGUAUGGUAGCAUAACGCAAGUAUUCCAUAAUCACCAGUUCUCCAUCCUUAUUUCAAAAGGUGAAAAGCCAAGACCCAAAACAAAUAAUAAUCCUGUUCAUCCCAGUUCUUUACUAUAUGUCUAACUCAGAUUGCAAACCCGUUUUAGUUUUGACCAGGCUACCACUAGUUCCC